Cydia pomonella (codling moth) is the source of this 12039-nucleotide messenger RNA. RefSeq names its product neuronal PAS domain-containing protein 2-like (gene BmMET2). The transcript is spliced from 11 exons. Gene Ontology annotation, molecular function: protein dimerization activity; RNA polymerase II cis-regulatory region sequence-specific DNA binding; DNA-binding transcription factor activity, RNA polymerase II-specific. Gene Ontology annotation, biological process: regulation of transcription by RNA polymerase II. The record is from RefSeq and is a predicted model, not a curated record. Gene Ontology annotation, cellular component: aryl hydrocarbon receptor complex; nucleus; cytoplasm. Lineage: Eukaryota; Metazoa; Arthropoda; Insecta; Lepidoptera; Tortricidae. The coding region runs from base 473 to 2638 and encodes 721 amino acids.
UUUAGAAAUUACUCGAAUAUAUCUAAAAGACUCAAAUCUCAUAUAAAUUAAAAAAAAAAUUCAAGCUUCGACCUAUCUCGUCUUGAGUCUUCGGGGUCUAGCACAAUUAGUGCAUAGUGCAACGAGGGGGGUAAGUGAAAUAUUGGAAACGAUCUAGAAUGUAUAGACUCACGACAGCCGCAGGUUGAAGUAUAAGUAUUUUACCUAUUUGGUUGGCAUGAGUUAGUGACAUAAUUAAAAGUAAAGCUAUGCUCCCGUGGGAGUAAAAUGGAGUUUAGCUCCCGCUGGACUUGCGUGAAAUAGCACGCUUGGUGCGCAAGUGUGAUGAAAUAGCAAUUUUUGCGACGAAGCUAGCAAUCACAGUUUGAAAUCCUGGUAACGGCGUGUAUGUACAUCUGACUCUUAUUAAUUCUGAUAGUUUUGCCGAGUAUACUGGAAUUGACUCGAGCGGUUGUCCACAGAGCCGGCAACCAUGACGGAGGCGCGCAGGCCCGGCGUGAUCCGGAGUACGCAGGAGUUCAUCGAGGCGUCGCCGGCCACUUCGCCCAUAUCUACUCUGUCCGGAGAUGACGACUCUCCCACCGCUUCUAAUAACAGGGAAAACCCGCGAGAGAUCCGCAACAGGGCUGAGAAGCAGCGCCGUGACAAACUCAACCAGAGCAUCUACGAGCUCGCCUCGAUGGUGCCGCCCGUAGUGGCCUCAAGCCGCAAGAUUGACAAGACCGGCGUGCUGCGCCUCACUGCGCACUUCCUGAGAUCACAUCAGUACGUAUUCGGUGAGACGAUUGGUCGUGAACCCACCGAGAUCAACAGCACAUCUGCUCAAGCGCUGUUGCAGUUUUUCAACGGAUUCUUACUGACUACCACGUACAAGGGAAUCGUAGUAGUGGUCUCCCAGAAUGUGCAGCAAUAUCUUGGAUAUACUGAGUUGGAACUCCUCGGCCAGAACUUAUUCACCAUUACUCACAAGGACGACCACAAGACACUUCUGUACCAAUUAAAGCCCAGGAGCCAAAUCUUGGGUCCCAACGGAGAACUUCUGAUCCCUGAUCGGCCAGACGGGAAGUCACUGGUGGCUAAAGCACUGGCUGACGAGAAAAGGCGAUUCGUUGUAAGGUUUAAGAAGCACACGCAGCGUUCAGAGCCAACUCAGUACGUCGCGUGCGUGGUGGAGGGCUCCUUGCGCAAGUCGGACGGUGCCUGCCGCGGGAACAACCGCUGCUGCCAGAUGGUGCGCCGCGCGCGCGCUAGGGGCGACAACCCGUGCUCCAGCGGCAAUGACGUCGUAUUCAUCGGCAUCGUGCGUCCUACAGUGGAGACGUUCAAGAAGGAGCAGCAACUGGAGCUGUUCCGUAUGGAGUACCGCACUCGUCACUCCAUCGACGGGCAGAUCAUACAGUGCGAGCAACGCAUCGGCCUGGUGACCGGGUACAUGACGGACGAGGUCCAGGGCGUCAAUGCUAUGAACUUCAUGCACCGUGAUGACGUGCGCUGGGUCAUCAUAGCUCUGCGGGAAAUGUACGACCAGCACCGCCUCUACGGCGAGUCGUGUUACCGUCUCAUGAUGAAGAACGGCCAGUUCAUCUACAUGAGAACCAGGGGCGCUCUUGAGGUGGAGACCGGCACCAAGGCGGUGACCAGCUUUGUAUGCACGAACACCAUGAUGAACCCGGACGAGGGUCAGCACCUCAUCAAGAUGAUGAAGAAGAAGUUCACCAUGCUUGUCAACAACAACCAGGAGCCGCCGCAGGAGCCUGAGGUCACUGAUACCAACGACGAUUCAAUACCGGUUGAAGAUCCGAAACAGCUCGAGAAAGUGAUCCUCCAUCUGGUGACCAACUUGCCUUCGCCCCAGCCCGACGAGAAGGACCACAGCUUGUCACCCGAGAGAGACGGCCCCCACGUACAUUUGGCCAUAAUACCCCCCCGCAAAGAGCGUAUUGUAAUGGGUAUAGAGAAAAUAUAUACCGUCAUUAAAAAUUUCAACAAUCCCUACAUCGACGAACAUGUUGACGUUAAGCGUAUUAGAGGUUCUAGUGUAGAGGCAACCACGCCUUCUCAUAACACUUCCCAUUUUGAGGAUGCACCUCCAGAAAACACCAAGACGCUUCCUACAAUAGCGACUAUCACCAAUAAACAUUAUCGCAUACAUACAAACUUGGAGGACUUUGGAGAAAUAUUUCAGAACCUUAAGCCUGCUCUACCAAAUAUAGAUGAAACUUGUGAAGUAAAAACACCAGCCUCCUUCGCUGAGUAUAUAGCUAAACAACCUAACAAACAGACUAAAUUUAAUUUCACGAAAACUGAAAAAGCAUGCGAAAGUGUAAUCCUGGAAGAGCCCGGUUCUAGUUUUAGCGUCAUUGGAACGAAGCGCUCUAUAGAUGUAUCAGCUGAAGACGAUUAUUCGAAAAAGAAGUCUGCUCAAAACGAAUCUGAGGAAGCAGUAAACGGGCGCAGCUCUCCAACUUUAGAGAGUUUCUUCAAUGACGCCAUUCUAAACACACAGAUUUCCCAGCUUGAUGAUGCCCUUAUAUCUUUGGAAGAUACAAUAGAUCCAUUCCCAGAUCUUUUGAUAUCCCAGGACGUUCAAGAUAUAUUGGGUGGCUUAGACCCGGACGAGCAGCCGGAGCCAAAUUAAAAAUAAAUGGUUCAGCAAAGCUGCGACAACAACCGGAUCUCCUGUAAAUAUGACGCCCGUUACACGUGAAAUCAUAUUUUCCGUGAAAGGUAAUGCAAAAUUUAUAAAUUUUGACUCUAGAGAAAGCCAUUAAGGUAAUAUCUACAUUAUGUAGUUCGCUGCCACGCACUCGAUAUUCGUUGUACUAAGUAUUGUACAUGUAAAAUAUGAUAAACCUUCAUAUUUAAGGGGCGUCCAUUAAUGACGCGAGGGCUUCAGAGGGACCGAAUUUCACUAAAUCUCACGUGGGGGAGAGGAGGGGCUUAAGCAAAUAUCACAUAAUACAUUUCAGGCAACAAAAAAAUUUUCAGAGAAUCGGUUUAAUUUAAAGUAAAACAUGUUUUAGACUGGAUAAAAUUUGCUAAUAUUUGACACUAUUCUUCUAUACAAUUGAAUCCAUGAAUAAAUUUAUAUAUCAAUACGAUUAUUUAGUAUUGAUAUAUUAAGGAUUCAAUCCCCGUCGUUUUUACGACUCGUGAUAAAAAUAAUAACGCAAAUUGUGUUUUGAUUCAUAAAUCAAACACAUUUACAGUAUCUCAUGUCAGAUUAGGGGGGAGCGAGGGGGACGAGAUAAAUCUUACAUCUCACCAUGUUUUCAAAAAUCCUCAAAACCCCUCGCGUAAUUAAUGGACCCCUAAUAAUAGUUGUGCAAUUUAAAUACCUAAAUAAUGUUUUAUACUGCAAUAAUAUUCUGAUCAAAAGCAUGGGAUCUUUUCUCAGAUAUAUUCUGUAUCUUAUACAUAAAGUACCGGGACCCUUGUAAAGACCUGAGGUUUUAUAAAUUAAUACCUACCUGCGAUUACAUAGCUUCUGAGUUUUGUAACAUACUUUUUGGUUAGUUUAGUAUAUUCGUAACUAUGCUCUGUUAAGAUUUAACAUACUUAUUUUAGUGGAAGGCGGGCAGUAUGCCAUUUUUGGGUGUUUAAUGUACAGUUUGCUACAGGAAAAAGUAACCUCCCUCUAACAGUUUCUAAAAAAAGUAUACAUUUCUCAGUUACUGGCCGUACUUACAUUCCAUGAGUGAAUUAUAUUUUACAGCGAAUGUGCUGCACAAGGACCAUUCCACGGAAAUGUCCCGUAUUAACAAGAUUUUUCUGGAAACUGUAGGUGAACGAAUUGUAUCAAUGACAAGAAACUUAAACGAGGUCAGAAAAACGAUCACUGACUAUAGCGGAGACACAUACAUUGACAGCCCCGUGGAAUCCUACAGACACGAUAAAUCGAACUAAAAAUCACUCUUUAAUAAACAUGUAAAUACUUACACACAUUUUACGUUUCUUGUUUAUUUAGGAAUGGCCUAAAAAUUACGGAUAAACACAACUAAGCAUUGCGACAUAUAUAAUAUAUAAUGUAUAUGCUUUAUAUAUAAGUAACUAUAAGUGGGCUUUUUGAGCUUUGUAUAAAUUAUGUGCUUUUAUGCGAAUUCUUUCUGCAAAAGCUAGAAAAUAUUCUAAGCGAAUUGGUGUAUUUGUUUUACGUAGUUUUAAGUCAAAGAUCUCUAGAAUUUAAACUAUGAUCUUCUUCGUUGUGUUUAUUGAGUAAGAUCAGUAUGUUUAUUCGAUGAGGUUGUAUAUACGAUUUAUAUUAUGUUCAAUUCGAAUAGUAAAUUUUAGUAGUUAGUAUAAGUGUAGAUAAUUUCAAGAGUAGGUAGUUAGGUGGUCUCGUGAGCCCCAGUUGCUUGGGUAGAAACAAAUAUUAUAUUAACGUAGACAUCUAUGUUCUGGAAGAGUGAAUUUAUUUUUGAAGGCACCUACUUGUAAAAAUAUAGUGAAUUGUUUAUUGUUGUGAUGCGCAUGGCUAUACAAGUUAUUCCAUUGUCUUAUCUGUUCUAUUUACAUCAUAAAUUUUUAGAAGUUAUUCGUAAAGAAAAAUUGAAUUUUUUGUAACUUAAGCGAGUGUUUCCGAGAGAGUUUGAGGAAGAUAACAAUAGUGUUUAGUUUAUAUGUGUAAAUAUCUGCUUCUUCAUUAAAUAUAUCUGUAAACUUUAUGCCGAAGUAAUAUUUUAAAUGGGGAGUUAAAUGUAUUUACCUCCUUUCAGAAACCAAGUAAUGAGUGGAGCUUGGAUAUUGAAUAUACGGCACCCUCAUGAUAUCAAACUCUUUGGAAGGACGUAAACCUGACGAGGCGGUGUAAUACAAAGAAACAAUAACUGAAUGUGUAUAAUAUAAGUACGUAGUGGAAGUGUAAGUAGUCUAGGUGUAGAUAAUGUAUGGAACUCAUAUUUUCUACUGAACUUAUGUAUAGAUAUGUAAGUAUGAAUUUGAAUGUCAAAGAGUAUAUUUUUAAUCUAAACGAUAGGUAGUUUUUGAUAGCGAAUGUGUAGUAGCAACGUAGUUCCGUAGAAUCCGUUAGUAGUAUAACUUUGUGAACGGGUAUACUUUGCCAUAAGGCUAGCACUAGGUAUUUCGGCAAGCUAUGAGUGAACUUUGUACAUAGAUAUAUAGGAUAUGGACGACUGUAUCAUGACACAUAUAUUAAAUAUACCGAGGUAAAGUACUUGUUAUUAUAAUUGUAAUCGUAGCUUAACGUAUGUUUCUGUUAAAUUUUCGCGUAGUAUGGAUCCUCAUUCCAUUUUUUUGGCAUGUACACAGCAACUUUAUAAUUUUGUGUAGGUAUCUUCUGGAUUUUGAUGAAUGAGUUCAUAGUCAUGAAAGAAAGUGCUGUUUAUGUUAUUUCAUUACUUUUGCUUACUUAUAUGAAAAUGUAAAACAUUUAUUUUCCUUGCAUUGUGGUGUAAAUCAAAUUCUCAAUACCAGUGCUACCUAAUACCACUCGUACGCUGUGCAUUGCGUUUUUCCCUAUGGAUCUUGCAAAAUAGCAUGUACUCCGCGCAAGUUGAGGCCCGGGCCACAUACGCAAACAGCAUGCUCCAUGCACUCGCCCGUACCUUUAUCAUGCAUACUCGUAUAACUGGCGCAAGUUACUUGCACAAACAGUACGCGCACGCUGUUUGUAUUCACCCCCACUUUUACUUCAGCCACGCUAAUGACGUGGAUUAUUUGCGGGGGUAGCUCGCAUUACUCAAUGCUUUACAUAGUUUAUAUUAUUAUUUUACCUUUGUUAAUAAAAUAACCUAUAUACUUAUUACUUGAGCGGGUUACAUGCGCUAUGCGCAAAUGUAGAUUUUUAACCAUAAUCAAGGAAUGAAAAGCACCCAUUGCUGAUGAGAUAUUUUAAUAGCUCGAGUCAGAAGUGGUGCCUUUCACCCAAAUUAAACUCUACUGUUCGUUCUGAAUACGACGAAAGCAAAAUACUAUGUGUCGUACUUGAGAGUACUUUCAAUUAACAAUUUAGGUUUAGGAACGUUAUUUAUGGAAUCGCAAGUUAAAUAUCAGAAUGAAAAUUACACAACAAAUCCAUUUAGAACCGAAUUUUCUUUGCCUGUCGUUAGAAAUUAUAUAAACUAACUUGGAGAGUAAAACGUCCAUUUUCAAGCCGCUUCAUAGAUCCACUUUUGGAGCAUGAGAAAACUUUUGACCUUUUAUUAUUUGUACAUCUGGAAUGACGUCAGUUUCAACUUGGUCUUUCAUAGGUACGUAAUAAUAAUAUCAAAGCUUUUUACUCAAUAAAGAAACGAAAUGAAUUCAUGGCCGAAAAAGGGAGCUUUAAAGUUGCGCCAAAACAAGUAAGCUUCCACUCAGGACUGUGUUCAAAUAAAGCAACGAAAUUAUUUUAGAAAGUAUAAAUAACGUGCGAGUCUUAUCCAACUUAAAAAAAGUAAGUAAGGUAGGAUAAGAUUAUCACCGGGGCAAUAUAAACACUUGUAUAGAAUCCUCAUACUUUUGUCUUGCUCCGACCACAAAAACUAUGUUCAUCUUAUCCCAUCUUACCUUAAUACUUUUUAUUUACACAAGCAUGUAGGUAAUACGAAUCUGGUGGGUAAAGGUGAAGUGUAGCUGAACGUAGGUAGGUUACUAUUUAGUAUGUCCAUGAUCUCAAACCUUCCAGUGUACAACUAAUCAUUUAUUUUAUUAGAUGGGGAACAUUUUUAAAUGCCAUAUUAUGAAGUAGAGUCAUGUGAGGCAAGCGUGCCCACAUUUUGUUUCAAACUAGUAUUCAAAUUAAACAAUUAGUAUGGAAGGGAAAUGAAUAUAUGUAUCAGGUAAAGCAUUUAUUAAGGUAAUAAAUAAAUCAAGAAAUAACCAAUAAAAUCUUGACACUCCGGAGAAAAAUCACUCUAAUUCAAUCAGCUCAAAAUGCGCACACUUACCCCCAUACUGCGGGUAAGUGUGCGCAGCUAAAUUAUAUUUAUAGAUUUUUUAUUAUUGUAAGCAGUCUAAUUUUGAUAACAUUUAACGAACUUUAUUGCGACAUAACAUAGCUUCAAAUGUUAUACUGAAUAAAAGGCUUAAAAACAUUACAUUAGGAAAAAAAAAAUUACUUGUGACAACUUUUAUCUUGAUGACAAAUUUUACCUUAACAGCACCAAAUUUUAAAUAUUCUUUUUUUUUGAGUAAGCGAAUGAUUUCAUCUGGAUUUUUUGCAUAAACUAAUUCUUCACCAACAUAUUUUUAAUUUUUUUACACAUAUCACAAACUUCCCUCUCUCUAUUAGUAAAUAAAGGGGUUGCGCACACUGCCCGCUACGCACAGUUACCCCACAUGACUCUACAUAGACUUUCAUGACAUAAGAUCCUAUACGUAUACGAACUUUACCUUUAUAGGUGCAUAUUUAUUAUAACCGUUAUUAGGAAAUAGAAACAGUAAACUCACAGCAAAUUUUAAAAUAAGAUCAGAUCUAACAGUGUGAUAGAGAAGGUAUGCUACUUAAAUAUAAAUAAGUAUGUAACUUCAAGUUAACUGUUGGCUGGGUUGGUAAGCGUUAGUGGCCUAGCGGUAAGAGCAUGCGCUUUCAGUCCAGCGGUCGCAGUCGGUGAAGGAAAACGUCGUGAGGAAACCAGACUAAUCCUAAUAAGGUCUAGUUACUCGGGGUUGGAAGGUCAGAAGGCAGGAGCUUUCGUAAAAACUAGUGCCUAUGUGAAUUUUUGGGAUUAGUUGCCAAGCUGACCCCAGGCUAUAAUGAUCCGUGGCAAAAAGCCGGGAUAACGCGACGAAGAUGAUGAUGUAACUUCAAGUUUAAAAAAGAUAGAUAACGCGAUAACCUCGUGAAAUAAUCGCCAGUAGUUAUCAGUUUAUUUUUUCUUAUUCUGUAUACAAAUUUAAUACUGCACCUGAAAAUCACGACAAAUCAGCCGCGGGUAAAAUUCUAACAGUGACGUGGAAUUUUUAAAUACUGCAUGUUGGAUGCAACGCCAUAACAGGUGGAGUGAUGCAAACAAAGCUAGUAGAGAUAUUUAGAGAGCUAUUUAACCACUCAUUUUCUGUAAUUUGAUAAAAAUAUGAUUUUUAGUCAUAAUAACAAUGUUCAAUAGGAGCACCAAUGCGAACUAAGGUACUACAGCGUUUUUAACCUAUUCGUCUCCAUUGACUCGAUAUAAAGUCAGUACAUUUCGUGCCCAACACCCCACGACUUGAUAUGUUAUACGGAUUGUUUACUUGCAAUUUGUACCUUGUCGUUGAUGACAUUUAAUUGCCACAUUUACAUGGUGGUGAAAAGGUUAAUAACACUACAUUCAAAUUUUCCCCAUCUAUCUUAAAAUAUAAAACUUAGUAAUAGGUAUAGGGUAUUUACGCAUAUAAGGGUUUCUUCAUUUAUAAUGUUUUUUUUAUCUAUGUAAUGUAGGUAUCGUCAGCAGCAAUUAUAGCAUAUUCUCUAAUGAUUUUUACACAGCAAUUGAAGUACAGCAGAUACUUUUGAACUCGAACUGAAGAGAUACUUACAUCUCUACCUAUAUGUUAAAGUAUUAGGGCCUACGCUAGCUGGCGCGGGUGCACGGAGCGGACGAGCGGGUUAACGAAAAAUAGUAUGAGCGAGUUGAGCGACGCUAACUGAACUGCGGCGGAUUUCACCUACAAAUAGCACCCGCGUGCGUGCGCACGCGUCGGGCGUCCGCGUCAGCUAGCGUAGGCCCUUAUAAGGUGACAGUUGGCGCGUUGUUUUAUCUGCUACUACAGGGUGCUUAGCCGACGUGCCAAUCGUUAGCGCUCCGUAACUUAGCGUAGUCAUCUAUCUAUCACUCUCCCAUGUUAGUGCGACAGUGACAGUUGCGUGUCGUUCGCUACGGAACGGGACGGAACGUUAAAACGAAAGGGGACGACCGCCUCGAAACCGGUUUUCCAUACAAGCGUAUUCCCCAUUUUCCUCUUUGCUAUACGCAAAAUAUUUUUACACAAUUUGAUGUAUUUUAAUCAUAGCUAUUCCCGGCCGUAUGAUUUUUUUCGAUUUUAUAAUGAUUAUAAGAGUGAAGAACAAAAAACAGGUUUUUACACAUUCUUAAACGCUCCUAAAGUAAAAAUCGAAAAAAAUGAACAGUCGGGCAUAGCUAUGAUUGUAUUGGAUAAUGUCAAUAUCCAGGGAGGAAAAUGAGGGCUACGUUUGUAUGGAGAAUCGAUCGUCCCCUAUCUUCUUAACGAUUGGCAUGUAGGCUACACACCCUGAAGUUAACAGUAUAUUAUAAAUCAAAUACUUAGGUAUGGUAAUAUAACCUAAUAAUAAACGUUUCAAAUAUUCGUAUGAGUCAAUUUACUUGCGAAUACGUUUAUCAAUUGCCUAACGAUGUAAUUUAUAAUUAUAAUUCAGCGUUGUACCACUUGCGCAUAUAAAUUAGGUUGGUAUGCAUUAGGUACAGGCAGAGUUAUCACGUUCUCGAGAACGUUCUCCUUUUACUAUGUAGAAUAUUCUCGAACGAGAACGCUCUCCAUAUAAAACAGAGAACGUUCUCGAUAACGGCACAAAUAUAGGCACAGGUUUAUGAUUAGUUUUGCAAUUUAUUUUGAUUGAGUAGAGAACUACGACAUUUGUAUACUUACCAUACAGGUAACUCGAAAAGUAAAGUUGUAUUUAGUUAGGUGUUAAUAUUGAGAAAAUUAAUUCUGAACAAUUAUUUUUGUGCGCACUUUUUCAUCAUCCAUUUUGCCAUUAGUGUAAGUGGUUAACUUAUAAAAACAAUAGAUUAAGGAUGUCAUAUUGUUUUGAACUGGUUUUCUAUAAAUAGGUGUUUUAAUAAAUAGAGCGCUGGUGGCCUAGCGGUAAGAGCGUGCGACUUGCAAUCCAGAAGUUGCGGGUUCAAACCCGGCUCGUAUCAAUGAGUUUUUCGGAACUUACGUACGAAAUAUCAUUUGAUAUUUACCAGUCGCUUUUCGGUGAAGGAAAACAUCGUGAGGAAACCGGACUAAUCCCAACCAGGCCUAGUUUACCCUCUGGGUUGGAAGGUCAGAUGGCAGUCGCUUCCGUAAAAACUAGUGCCUACGCCAAAACUUGGGAUUAGUUGUCAAGCGGACCCCAGGCUCCCAUGAGCCGUGGCAAAUGCCGGGACAACGCGAGGAAGAAAAAAAAAGGUGUUGUAAUAAAUGUUUAUUGACAUGUCAAUUUUCCACUUCUAUACACCCAGUCCGAGCAAGAAGUUUGACAAAAGUGCCAUCUAGUUUUAAAACCUUUCUCUAAAUACAUAGGCUUACCUCUUUUAUACAGUAAAUGAACAUGCAGUACGAAUACAAGGGUUGUGUACUAUUCCACACAUUAAUUAAAUCUCUAUUUACAUGGUGCCAUUGUGUUGAUGAGUUGUACCAAAACUAUUCAGAAAAAUAUGCUAUAAAUACUACCUUACUGUUUUUUCCACCGAUACUACCCCAAAUUCAUAAGAGCAGAAAAUAAGUUCGUUCGGAUCACUUUAAAGAUUAUUUGGUAAUGUUUUUUGACUGCCCUUUUUUGUAGGGACUUGAACUUUAUGUCGUUUGCCAUAUUGACGGGUAUAAUUCCGAAUGGGUAGUCAGGCCGAGUCCGGCGGCUUAUUAAAAGCAUUUUUUUUAAUAGAAACCGCUAAUCUUAGGGGUUGCAAAUUCGCCCAAAAACUGGUUGUGCCUAAAAUAAGAAGAUGAGAUUAAGAAUCUGUGCUUUCUUAUUUCUGGCUGCGUACAGGAGUCGGACAGACUUCCCAAACGGAACUAUACAAGCAUAAUAAAUAAGUAGUUACGUUCUACAAGGGAAUUCGGGAGAGAUGAGCAAGACCAACGAGUUAAUGGAUCGGACGAUCCUUCAUAGGACUUAGGUUACACAACCACCCUUUUUUGCUUUAAGUUUAUUACAAAGAUAAGUUUAAUUCUAAAUUAAUAAAGAUAAAACCUCUUUAAUUCAUAUGACAAUCUUUAAAAUGAAAGUAAAUUGUCAAACGAUAUUUCAAAAGUAACCAGACCAAUUACUAUAUAACCAUGCGUGCCGUGAAACAUUUAAAACAUUUUGUUUUCAACACGCAUUUAACAGAUUUGCUAUACCGGAGUGAUCUCAUACUGCUUUGUAAACAAAAAUUUGUACGGAGCACUAAAUAAUAAACGUUAAUGUCACUGACACUGGAACGAAUUAGUAGCUUAUAAUUUACUGAAUCUGUAGGGUUGAUUCUGCUCACGUCUCCUGAAUCACCUGUAUAUUAUGUUGACAUUAAUGUUUUGGAUCUAUAUUAAAACGGUGCCAAAUACUUCAUGCACGUCAGACGGUAAAAUAUAGUCAUAGAGAUAAAAAAAUAUAUACUAACAAUGCACUAAGCAUUGUUGCUAAUGCGUUACAAUUAUUAUAAUAUAUACCUAAAAAUAAUACGCAAUGGUUUUAUAUUUAUCCGAAUGUACAUUUUUACAAUACCGAAUGUAUGGUAGAACGGAAAACGUUUGGUAUCAGUCCAAUCACAGAUUUACUUUAGUAGAUGACGUGCAUGAAAAAUAAAAUAUGCAUAUCGUGAGACUGAGUAUUUUAGUGUUUUAUAAGUUUAGCAGCUAGAAUUCCCUCUGGGGCUGUUAUUUAAUCCUUGAAAAUUAUUAUUAAAAUUAAGUAAUUAAAGACUUUUACAUUUUAUACUCUCUAGGUGAGGCCGUAACUAAAGUUAUUCUUUAGGUACUAGUAAGUCUUGAAUGAGUUUUUUUAUGUAGAUACCUAAAUGUAUAGGUUGAUUCACGUUACAAUUCUUUCACAUUUUGCCAAUUUCAUAAGAUAUAGCCUAAUAUAAAUCCUAAAAUUGCCGGUAGUCCAAGUGAAACACAUCGCAGAUUAUGUUUUUAUGUUGUGUCUAUUCCGUGAUUUUGAAGCGUCGCACCAUUUUCUUGAUUGCACUCGGACGCGGUAAGGUCAAGCCGAUGUGAAAUAAUUAUACCCACUGAAAUAAGUACCACAACACUCGUGCCGGCAUGGUUUUGAGUUGUCUUAAAGUUACGUGAGUCUUCCUCAACCCUUUAGUUAUGUAGUUUUAUAUUUUUUACUGAAUAAAUGUAGAAAAAAGUAUGUAUCUCUGUAAACAACAUGUAUUUAUGGACUGCAAA